CGCACUGUUGUGUUGGAGUACUACUCCAGGAUUAUAAUCUCACGCUGUCAGCAUCAACACGCAGGACUCGGAGUAGAAGCGUAGGUAGGAUCGAUCAACAGCCGCGGCAAGUGUGUUUGUUGUGAGCUGAACCGUCCACACGUUUAACUGGACGGCCAUGAACACGUCCAGGUCUCGACGUGCCGUUGCGAGUUUGGAGACAUCAUUCGUGGAGCGAGUCCUCUAGCCCUGACCUACCUCCCCUUGUCGCUAAACAGAGAAGGCAUUCAUUUGGGUUUGGGAAACGUUCUUUCCAUCUGUUAAUCUACUUUCUUGCUUCUCCCCUCUCCUCUGUCAUCCCCACACAUGGUGUGAUCAGCCAAGAGAGACUAGACUAGAUUACUCGCGCAGCCAUGCCUCCGCCGCUAGCCACCGUGCUGACGCUGCUCCUGGCGCUGUCCGUCGGCGCGGCCCGCGGCGCCGACGACCUGGCGUCGGACACGGCGGCGCUGCUGGCCUUCCUCGCGCCCUUCGGCUCCGCGUCCGUGUCGUGGAACACAUCCCAGCCGACGUGCGCCUGGACUGGCAUCAUCUGUUCCGGCGGCCGCGUCACGCAGCUCCACCUCCCAGGGGACGGCCUCCGCGGCUCCUUCCCCGCCGGCGCCCUCGGCCGCCUCAACAAGCUCGCCGUGCUCUCCCUGCGCUACAACGCGCUCUCCGGGCCCAUCCCGGCCGACCUUGCCUCGUGCGUCCUGCUGCGGGUCAUCAACCUGCAGUCCAACCACCUCUCGGGCGAGCUCCCCGCCGCCGUCCUCUCCCUCCCGGCGCUGACGCAGCUCAACCUCGCCGAGAACCGCUUCUCGGGGAAGAUACCGCCCACCAUCGCCAACAACGGGAAGCUGCAGCUGCUCUACCUGGACGGCAACCUUUUCACAUCCGAGCUGCCGGACGUCACCAUGCCGUUCCUCACCGCUCUAAACGUCUCCUUCAACAACCUCACGGGCGAGAUCCCGAAAAGCUUCGGCGCCAUGCCGGCCGCGUCUUUCCUCGGUAUGCCGCGCUUGUGCGGCAAUCCCCUCCCCUCGUGUCAGACGCCGUCUUCCCAACCGCCGUCCACGGCUCCCGGGCUCCCGCCGCCCGAAGCCACGGGAGCCACAAACAGCCCCGGGCGAGGCCGGCGGCACCUCGCGGGCGGCGCCAUCGCUGGCAUUGUGAUCGGCUCCGCUUCUGGCUUGCUGCUCCUCGCGGCCGUCCUCGUCCUCGUCUGCGGCGCCAUGCGCAGCAGCGAGGCGAGAAGAACCCACCGCAGCCAGGACGCCGUCGCGGCGGAGCUGGCCCUGCACAGCAAGGAAGCCAUGAGCCCGAACGGGUACACUCCACGGGUCUCCAACGCGAGGCCGCCACCGCCGCCUGUAGCAGCUCCAAUGCCGCCUCCGGUGGCCCCCGUCGCCGUGGGGCGGAAGAAGCUCUUCUUCUUCGGGAGGGUGCCGAGGCCGUACGAUCUCGAGGACCUGCUGCGCGCGUCCGCCGAGGUUCUCGGGAAGGGCACCUACGGCACCACGUACAAGGCCGCGCUCGAUUCCGCGCCGGCAGUGGCGGUGAAGCGGCUCAAGGAGACCUCCCUUCCGGAGCGCGAGUUCCGGGACAAGAUCGCCGGGAUCGGCGGGAUGGACCAUCCCAACGUGGUGCCCCUGCAGGCAUACUACUUCAGCAAGGACGAGAGGCUCAUGGUCUACGAGUUCGUCGCCACCGGCAGCCUCUCCUCAAUGCUUCACGGCAACCGUGGCUCCGGGCGAUCGCCGCUGAGCUGGGAGUCGCGUCGGCGGAUCGCGCUGGCGUCGGCGCGCGGCCUGGAGUACAUCCACGCGACGGGGUCCAAGGUGGCGCACGGCAACAUCAAGUCGUCCAACAUCCUCCUGGGCGGCGGCGGCCGGUCGUCGGGGGGCGACGCCGCGGCGCGCGUGGCGGACCACGGCCUGGCAGGCCUCGUGGGCCCGGCGGGCGCGCCGUCGAUGCGCGUGGCGGGGUACCGGGCCCCCGAGGUCGUCGCCGACCCGCGGCGGCUGUCGCAGAAGGCGGACGUGUACAGCUUCGGGGUGCUGCUGCUGGAGAUGCUGACGGGGAAGGCGCCGACGAACGCCGUGCUUCACGACGAAGGCGUGGACCUGCCGCGGUGGGCGCGCUCCGUGGUGCGCGAGGAGUGGACGUCCGAGGUGUUCGACACGGAGCUGCUCAGGCACCCGGGGGCCGAGGAGGAGAUGGUGGAGAUGCUGCGGCUCGCCAUGGACUGCACCGUGCCGGUACCCGAGCAGCGGCCCGCCAUGCCGGAGAUCGUCGUCCGCAUCGACGAGCUCGGCGGGCCGGCGUCGUCGGGGCACUCGAUGUCGCGGCCAGGACGGAGCGUGUCGGUCGACGAGGCCGACGACCGGCCGCUCAAGCCCGCCGGCUCGAUCCGGGAUAGCUGAAGUUUGCUCCACAUUUCACGGUGACUGCUCGGUAACUUAUGGAAGGUUCUGCGGGUAAAGAAAGAAAGAAAAUAUUUUCUUGUGUUUGUGUUAGGGCGGUUACCGUGUGCUGUUUUAUAUUCUUUUGAAGUUUCAUGAAUUUCUUGAUUCUUCUUCCUUCAGAAUUCUUUCGAUUAGCUGCGUGUGUUGAGAGAUGUUGGCGAUAGGAGACGGACCUGUGCAAUAUGUAAUUACAGCAUGAUUGAGUUGAAUUUGCUUC
This is a messenger RNA of Brachypodium distachyon (stiff brome), 2703 nucleotides long. Its product is annotated as probable inactive receptor kinase RLK902. Gene Ontology annotation, molecular function: protein binding; ATP binding; protein kinase activity. Gene Ontology annotation, biological process: protein phosphorylation. The coding region runs from base 393 to 2444 and encodes 683 amino acids. The record is from RefSeq and is a predicted model, not a curated record. The transcript has 2 exons. Lineage: Eukaryota; Viridiplantae; Streptophyta; Magnoliopsida; Poales; Poaceae.